UAGUGGCUUUAAAUCCACAAUUAGAGCGAGAAGCUCUCCCUUUUCUCUACUUGCAAUCAACUUUCCCUAUGCCAAUGAACAGUACACCCACCUCUACAGACCCAAAUCUUCUCUCGCCGGAACCUCCUGAUCCAAAUCCACGGAAAACAUCGUCCUUUAAAUCGAAACUCCUCGCCUCGGAAUGGGUAUCAGACUUACCAAUGGAGGAUAGCUCUGAAUCAAAUGGCAGUGACAGUUGCGAGGAUCCCAUCCAUGAGGGAGUUGAAAUGUUAAAUGCUGGAAUCAAAAUCAUCAAUCUUUCCAAUGAAGAUAUGGCCAGACUUUGCUCUCCAUGGACGAAUUCCUUGAUUAUAAAAUUAUUGGGAAAGAACGUCACUCACCAAUAUCUUUGAGAAAAAUUGGUGUCAUUAUGGAAGGUCCCGGAUGUUUUUCCACCGAUUGAUCUUGGAUUGGGUUUCUACAUUGCGAAGUUUACUCAACCUCACAAUGUCUCCCAAUUUCUACAAAAUAGUCCUUGGUUUAUCAAUGGCCGCUAUCUAUUAUCAAGAACUGGGAACCUAACUUUAUGCCGCAGAACGAGAAGGUCGCUUAUUCAACCGUCUGGAACCGAGUUCUAUGACGCCAUACUACUGAAAAAGAUUGGGAACGCCAUCGGCAAGUUAUUAAAAGUUGAUGCUUGCACAAACGCAACUCUUCAUAGUCGCUAUACGAGGCUUUAUGUAUAAAUUUUAAUGGAUGAUCCAGUACUCAAUACUAUCCAAAUUGGCAGCCACAUGCAAGAAAUCCUUUAUGAGAAAGAAGGAUACCUAUGUACCAGUUGUGGUCGUUUUGGCCAUGUCCACAAAGAUUGCUCCCACCGGCAACACCCUCCACCAGUAGAUGCAUCUUCCUCAACCCCUAGUGAUAUCCCUAACGUUCCUCAUCCUCCACAACAAAAAUGGCAAACAGUUUUUUCGGCUAGAAGGAAAAAUCGUACACAAGGGAAAUCAAGCACACCCGAUUUGGAAACACAAUCCAAUACUCCAAUACACAAGGAUACAGUUAAGGUACAUUCUCAAUCUGCUCCAACUAAUCCAAUUCCAGUUAAUGUUGAGGAAAAUGGGGAAUCCAGUGGUGCAACAUAACUUCCGAGAAGAAAACAUAGUAGCUGACUGUUUAGCAAAACUAGGUGUCAACUUAAAUCUGCCUGGAACUGUAAUUUCUCUCCGUUCUCCGCCUCUUGCUGUUGCUACUCAUCUGGCCGACGACGUUGAGGGCAUUGUUAGUACUCGUAAUCUGUUAUAUGUAGAAAAUCCGUCCGUAUCUUCAUAUGUAAAUAGUGAUGCUAAGCCUACUAGUAUUAAUGUUUCUGGUUGUACCUCUGCUACUGUAAGGGCCUUUGAUGAGAGUACCCCUUUGCUCUGUACUGCUUAAGUUAUAUAUAAUAGGUUCUUUUUUCACCAAAAAAAAGUCCGGGUGUACAGAUCAAACCGUCAAACCAAACCGAAGAACGAAACCAAACCAAGAAAAAAAAUCGACUUAUGGUUUGGUUUGGCGUUUGAAAAAAAAAAAU
Capsicum annuum is the source of this 1552-nucleotide messenger RNA. RefSeq lists its product as uncharacterized. Lineage: Eukaryota; Viridiplantae; Streptophyta; Magnoliopsida; Solanales; Solanaceae. Gene Ontology annotation, molecular function: nucleic acid binding; zinc ion binding. The transcript has 2 exons. The record is from RefSeq and is a predicted model, not a curated record. The coding region runs from base 880 to 1413 and encodes 177 amino acids.